AGACAACUAAAGCAAAUCUUUUUGCUGAUGACACAAGCCUUUCUUGUGAAGGGUUUAGUCCAUAUGAAAUUGAGAUCAAACUUAAUAAAGACAUUGAAAAUGUUCAUAGGUGGUUGACAGCUAACAAGCUCUCAUUAAAUAUGAAAAAGA
Paramuricea clavata is the source of this 150-nucleotide messenger RNA. The record is from the annotation of a GenBank genome assembly. Lineage: Eukaryota; Metazoa; Cnidaria; Anthozoa; Malacalcyonacea; Plexauridae.